AUGUCAUUGACAGACGACCAGGUCAAUGCGGAGCUCCGCAAGAUGAAGGCCUUCAUUGAGAAGGAGGCCCAGGAGAAGGCCAAAGAAAUCAGAUUGAAGGCUGACGAAGAGUACGAGAUUGAGAAAGCGUCCAUUGUCAGAUCCGAAACUGCUGCCAUUGACAGUAUCUACGAGCAGAAAUUGAAGAAGGCCUCGUUGGCCCAGCAGAUCACCAAGUCCACCAUCAGCAACAAGACCAGAUUGAAGGUGUUGGGUGAGAAGGAGAAGGUCUUGGACGAGAUCUUUGAGGACGCCAAGAAGGAGUUGGCUAAGAUUUCUGGCAAGAAGGGCGAGUACAAGACCUUGUUGGCUGGUUUGAUUGAGGAGGGUGCAUUGGCCCUCAUGGAGAGCAAGGUUUCCGUUAGAGUUAGAGAGUCCGAUGUCUCUGUGGCCAAGGAGGCUGCUGAGGAGGCUGCCAAGGGCUACCAGGACAAGUCCGAGCAGGAAAUCUCCAUCAGUGUCGACGAGAAGGAAUUCUUGCCCAAGAACUCUGCUGGCGGUGUGGUUGUGGUGAGCGAGCUGGGCAAGAUCGAAGUCAACAACACCUUGGAGGAGAGAUUGAAGUUGUUGUCCGAGGAGGCAUUGCCCGGCAUCCGUCUUGAGUUGUUUGGCCCAUCGCCCACCAGAAAGUUCUUUGACUAG
This is a messenger RNA of Candidozyma duobushaemuli, 681 nucleotides long. RefSeq names its product H(+)-transporting V1 sector ATPase subunit E (gene VMA4). The record is from RefSeq and is a predicted model, not a curated record. The transcript has 2 exons. NCBI's taxonomy places the organism in Eukaryota, Fungi, Ascomycota, Pichiomycetes, Serinales, Metschnikowiaceae. The coding region runs from base 1 to 681 and encodes 226 amino acids. Gene Ontology annotation, molecular function: proton-transporting ATPase activity, rotational mechanism. Gene Ontology annotation, cellular component: proton-transporting two-sector ATPase complex, catalytic domain. Gene Ontology annotation, biological process: proton transmembrane transport.